UCCUCAAGUUGUCGUUCGCGUUCGUAGUCUCGCGAUACUUGACGCGAGCUCUGGCUCGGCAGAUUCUGAGCUGUGGGCGAUCAUGGCGGAGCGCAGAAGACACAAGAAACGGAUCCAGGAGGUGAGCGAGCCCACCAAGGAGGAGAAGGCGGUGGCCAAGUACAUGCGCUUUAACUGUCCUACAAAGUCCACCAACAUGAUGGGCCAGCGAGUGGACUACUUCACCGCUUCCAAGGCGGUGGACUGUUUACUGGACUCGAAGUGGGCCAAGGCCAAGAAGGGCGAGGAAGCGGUCUUCACCACCAGAGACUCGGUGCUCGACUACUGCAAUAGACUCCUCAAGAAGCAGUUCUUCCACCGAGCGCUCAAAGUGAUGAAGAAGAAGAUUGAGAAAGACGCCAAGAAGGACAAGAAGUCCAAGGGUGACAGUGGCAAGGAGGAAGACAAAAAGGGCAAGAAGGACAAAGACAAGAAGAAGGAGGUGACGGAUGCUGGUGAAGCCAAGAAGGACAAGAGUGACGACAGUCCCAAGAAGAAGAAGGAGGUGAAGAAGAAGUUCAAACUGGAGCUGCACGAGGAGCAGCUCUUCCUCGACGGAAACGAGGUCUACGUGUGGAUUUACGACCCUGUUCACUUCAAAACAUUCGCCAUGGGGCUGGUCUUGGUGAUUGCCGUGAUCGCCGCCACGCUCUUCCCGCUGUGGCCCGCAGAGAUGCGCGUGGGCGUCUACUACUUGAGUGUGGCGGCCGGCUGCUUCGUGGCCAGCAUUCUGCUCCUCGCCAUCGCUCGCUGCAUUCUCUUCCUGCUCAUCUGGCUGGUGACGGGCGGGCGUCACCACUUCUGGUUCCUGCCCAACCUGACGGCCGACGUGGGCUUCAUCGACUCCUUCCGCCCCCUCUACACGCACGAGUACAAAGGCCCGCGAGGCGGCGGCGCCGGCAAGAAGGCCAAAGAGGACAAGGACGCCGGCGGCGCGGACGAAGCCCGCAAGUCGGACAGCGACGACAACAAGUCGGAUAGCGAGAAGAAGGACGAGGAGGAGGAGGAGGACGAAGAGGACGACAAGGAGCGUAAAAGCGGCGAGGAGGAAGAGGAGGAGGAGGAGGAGCGCCGCUCGGACACGGACAGCGAGCGCAAGGAGGAGGAAGGAUCGCAACACAGCAACGGCAACGACUUUGAGAUGAUCACCAGGGAGGAACUGGACCAGCACACGGAAGAAGAUGAAGAUGAAGACGAGGAAGACAAAGAGGAGGAGCGCAAAGACACUCAAAUCCACGUGGCUCAAUCAUAAACUCCAAAAGAGGAAUCCCGUCGCGCUCUGCUGACUGUCCGCCCCGCACAACUCAUCUGCCAUCCUUUCCUGCGUCAUUUCUCCUUCGCGUUGAAAAACUCUUGGCAUUUUCCAAAUGGGAAACUUUUUGCGCGAAUUAACGGUAAUAAACCAAGAAUUCAUCAAAUGUACCUUUGGCUCGUAAUAGAGAACUUUAAAUAUAGUUGGGGGCUAAUGAAAGUAAAUUUAAUGCCCUCGCACGUGGGCAAGGAGAGCUAUCUAUUUUACACGUCUGCUCAUGACAACAUUUAUACCUGCGCUUGAAUGCUUUAUGGAUUCAUGAAAUUACCUUCAAUUCUCACGGGAUCGUUUCCAGUUUGGAAGACGUUAUUUCCAAAAUUCACCGUCUUAACUUCCCCUGGAAAUCUACCAGAAUUUCACCCCCCGCCUUCUCCCCCCCCAAAAAAACAGGUCAGCCACUAGGCAAGGUCCAAAAGAGAAGCCUCUUUUUUUAUUAUUUUUUUUUUUUGGUGUCAUCACGGCCCACACUUGAUGCGACAGAGAGGGACCAAACCUUUUUUAAUAUUUGUUUUGUUUGUAAAGGAACCGAAAUAGGCGUGCAGAGAUUCGCCAAGGUGAACUUGAUUUGUUUUUGUGGGCGUGGUCAACUGGAUGGCAGUGAACUUUCAAAGUGAAAGUCCACUUUCAAAAUGAAAGGUGCCAAACAACACCAGGAAGUGUGAUGAGAGACAGCUCAUGUCACCCAAAAAACAAACGAGCACAGUGCACCAGUGUUGAGGAGGAUCACAUUAUGAAAUGGAUCAUAUUUUACCAAGGAGCAGGAGGGCACACAAGAGAACCAAAUUACACCACCAAAAAUAUUUUGGGGCAGGGAGGCGUCCCAUGUGUUACAAAAAACAACAACUUUGCAAUGAAGCCUAAUCUUACACAAAUAAAGGUAUUUUUUUUCCUCUCCUAAAAAGUUGUAAUUGUUCAAGUGUAAUAACACAGAAAUCAAACUGCAAUUUCUGCAAAGGCUAAAUAUUCGGAGAACAAAGUUAAGAUUUUUACAAAGUGCCGUGAAGAAAGGAUCAUCGUUUCAGUGGUCACAUGUAAAGUAAAUGAUACCUUUACACUUAUAACAUUGUGACUACAUCCCAGAUUCAUUUAUUUUUUGUUCUCAUAAGAAAUAGGUUUAACCGACUUUAUUUUCCUAAAAUGAA
Hippocampus zosterae (dwarf seahorse) is the source of this 2493-nucleotide messenger RNA. RefSeq names its product SEC62 homolog, preprotein translocation factor (gene sec62). Bases 83 to 1291 code for a protein of 402 amino acids. The record is from RefSeq and is a predicted model, not a curated record. Gene Ontology annotation, cellular component: endoplasmic reticulum membrane; endoplasmic reticulum. The transcript is spliced from 8 exons. NCBI's taxonomy places the organism in Eukaryota, Metazoa, Chordata, Actinopteri, Syngnathiformes, Syngnathidae. Gene Ontology annotation, biological process: post-translational protein targeting to membrane, translocation.